AUGGCCUCAUGCAACAACGGACCCCAAACCUCGACCACGCAUACAGAAGGCACGAACAUGCCUACUCCCACUGGUCGCAUCCUGGUCUUUGAUGCGCGUGCGGGGAAAGGGUUCAGCUCCGCCGAGGUGACUGAGGAUGAAUCACAGGCGGUCCAAGACACAUCCAUUAUCUUCGUUGCCGACAAGCUAGUCCACGAUGGCUGGGGUGGCGGCAAUGAGACAGUCCAGCAACCCUGUCUACUGACGACUGAAGUGCCGUCCAUCUUGGCCAAGGUCCAAGCCAGCGGCAAUACAGAGCAGAAAUCAUCGGUGGUCUACAUCAGCUACCAUCCCACGCUCAGCGACACCAAGGCGGGGAGACUCGAGAUCCCCAUCCCUACCGAGCUCAUCAACGCCCUCCCCUGUGCGGCAGACAGCAUGUUGGUCUUCCACGUUGAGGGCGGUCACGGGGCGCCAAGCUACAAUACCGUCAAGGUCUCGGCGAACCAUUCAUCCGUCAUGCUGAUCACGGACCCAGGCAGCAACAGGGACAGGUGCGACCUCCUUUUCAAGUUCAAGGGCGGCCCAAAGAACCUGAUCCAUGCGUACAGCGCCGGCGCCGAGCCUUCCAUGAACUCACGCAUCAACCACGACAUCGUUGAUCUCCUUGCACAGGCUUCUGAUGCUGAGCAGAAUGUCACCGUGGUGCUCGGUCGCUCCUCCAAUGGCGCUGAUGCGUCCGCCGACACCGAAGAGGCAAAGAUCGACGAGAUUACCGAGAAGGUCAAAGACUUCUUCAAUGACCGACACUACGGGAUCACCUUCAAGGAUGUCAGUCGCCGAUUCACAGUGUGCUACGCGGACGAGUCUCACCCGACGUUCGGGCGUGCUUUGCGCGCUCAUCGAGAGGCUCAAGAUUUUGUGCGAGCGGAAAGGGCCUCUUCGUCGUCGGCUGCUUGA
Dioszegia hungarica is the source of this 939-nucleotide messenger RNA. RefSeq lists its product as uncharacterized. The transcript is spliced from 2 exons. The record is from RefSeq and is a predicted model, not a curated record. Lineage: Eukaryota; Fungi; Basidiomycota; Tremellomycetes; Tremellales; Bulleribasidiaceae. Bases 1 to 939 code for a protein of 312 amino acids.